AUGAUCUUGCAACAACGUCUAUGCUUAUUCCCGGUCCUAUGUCCGCUGGCCAUUGCCAGCCUGGAAGGAUCUUUUGACCAGUGGCACCCGCCUGGCCCUGGUGAUGUUCGCUGCCCUUGUCCCAUGUUGAAUGCAUUGGCAAAUCACGGCUUUUUACCCUCUAACGGCCGAGGGAUAUCACUGGACAUUACGACUCGCGCACUAAGCGACGGCAUUAACGUGGACCCCUAUGUGUCUAAGCUGCUUUUCAACCACGCUAUCCUGACAAACCCAGACCCAGACGCCAAUACUUUUGACCUAGACCACCUGAACCGUCACGGCAUUAUAGAACACGAUGCCAGCCUUACCCGCCUAGACAACCGAUUUGGGGACCCAAGUGUGUUUAACCAGGAUGUGUUUAUUGAAAGCUUACAGUACUGGCCUGAUUCCGUUGUCACUAUCCGACAGGGUGCUGCAGCGCGGCUAAGCCGCAUCCAGACCUCGGCUAGUACUAAUGUUGAUUUCGAAAUGAGACUAGAGGACAACUUUCGUAGCCUAGGCGAGGUGGCAGGGUUUUACCUAACCCUAGGAGAUCGGGACGCUGGCACAGUGAACCGCACUUGGCUAACUUACUUUCUUGAAAAAGAACGUUUGCCGGUGCCUUACGGCUGGUCGAGACCGCGUGACCCAAUCACACUGGAGGCGCUGCAAAAGGUUAUGAACAAGGUGUACAACGAGACUCAAGACAUAAUCCAGGAGGGGCUCGGCACACGUGGCUCUGGGCCUGAGCUGAGUUGUGAUGCGCAGCGUGUGCUUGGCAGCAUACACUGA
Molecule: messenger RNA, 810 nt
Organism: Colletotrichum navitas
Lineage: Eukaryota; Fungi; Ascomycota; Sordariomycetes; Glomerellales; Glomerellaceae
Product: Chloroperoxidase
Exons: 4
Coding region: 1-810 (269 amino acids)
Molecular function (GO): peroxidase activity
Source: RefSeq, a predicted model, not a curated record